UUCAGCUUAGCGCUCUAGGGGACUUUUUGCUGAGAUGGGAGCGGCUUGGCUGUCGGAGAAGCCAAUUCCUGUCAGACCACUAGAUGAUAAUAGGUUUAUUUUGGAAUUUGAGGAUGAGGAGAUUUAUAAGUUUGUGAUCAAUGGAGGUCCAUGGAGGCAUAAGGGGGAUGCACUGAUUGUGGUGCCAUAUGAUGGGUUAACUCGUCCAUCAGAGGUGGUAAUUGAUUCAAUAGAUCUGUGGCUGAGGUUCUAUGAUGUGCCCGUCUCCAUGAUGAUGGUUGCUUUCGCUGGUGUUCUAGCUAGGAAGGUCAGUAAUAAGGUUCUUUUUGUUGCUGGACCUGUCGAAGAUUUUUUAUGUGCCAAAGUGAACUAUCCACUUGAAGAGGCAUUGAAGCCAACUGUCGAGGUCAAGAUCAAGGGCACGGGUUCCAUGUUUUUUGAGGUUAUGUAUGAGAAUGUGCCGUUUUUCUGCUUCAGAUGUGGUAGAAUGGGACAUGGUAAGAAGUUUUGUCCUGAGGAGAAUGGUAUGCAAUAUGUGUUUAAAGGUGGGCAAAUGGUGGAAAAAUUUGGGGAGUGGAUGCACUGUUCGCCACAUAAAAAGGAGGUUGGGAAGAAGAUUCAGGUCCCUGCAGCGCCGCCAAGGGUGGUACGCACUCUCAAUUUCAGUGGUGAUCAGCUGUUGAAGGUACAAGCGGCCUCAAGCGCUACCCAUCAGGGGAGCAAGAGGAAAGAUCGGGACCAAGAGGAGGGUGCAGCGGCUUCUGUAGGAAAGGAUCAGAUUAAUACGCCACAUAAGCUGCCACAGAAUGUUAGCAAUGCUCUCGCUGAAAGUGUCCAAAAACUAGGCAUGGAUGAGUAUGGGAAGGAGGUUAUUGUACAGCAGGAGAAGGAUGGAAAAGAGAGGGUGUCAGGGCUGAACUCCUAUGCGGGUUCUAGUAAUAUUGACGUGAGUAAUGAAGGCGUAGGAAAGGGGUUGAUGGAUGAUAAAGGGCAGGCUGCCAAGGGUGGCAAGUUGAAGCAAAAACCAGUGAAAAAGCCUGUUCUCCAUGGCACGAGUCCAAUCAAGGAGAUUGGAAAGCAGAAGAAGGUCAAUAAAAAUUUGAAAGCUAGCAUCCUGAAUGCUUUUCCUGAUCUUAAGCAAGAUGGGCGCCUAGUGGAGAUGCAUGAUGGGGCUGGUGCUGGAGCAGUUGUGGAGAUGGACGGCAAGCGCAAGGAGGACGAGGUGGUGGCUCAGGCUGCAGGCGUGCCACACAUACCAGAUCCGACGGUGCAUAAUAACCUGACGGGCUCUCAGGAGGAGGCCCGUCAGGAGCAAUGAAUUGUUUAGUUUGGAACUGUAGGGGGCGGGGAACUCCCGGACAGUUCGUGAGCUUGAUGCCUCUGUGCAUCGUUAUAACCCCAAGUUAGUGUUUUUGUCAAAAACUAUGAUUAGUGAAAGUAGGGUUAAGAAUUUGAGGUAGAGGUUAGGUUUAAAAGGGUGUUUAGCAGUAGACAGUAAUGGUAAGCGUGGUGGUUUAGCGCUUUUUUGGGAUGAAAGCAUCCAGGUGAAUUUAUUAUCGAUUAAUGAUCGUUACAUCAAUGUGUCUAUCUGUGAUGAUCCUACUGCAGCUCCUUGGCGAGCAACCUUUUGUUUAUGGGGAACCUCGUGUGGAGGAUAGACAUAAGCUUUGGGAAAUUCUGCAGCAGCUUAAAACCCGCUGUUCGGAUCCAUGGGUAGUUAUUGGAGAUUUUAACGAAACUAUGUGGCAAUAUGAACAUUUUUCUGAAACUAAACUGGGGGAAAGACAAAUGGCGGAUUUUCGGGAUGUUUUGGAGGAUUGUGGGUUAAAGGAUUUGGGUUUCUCAGGACUCCUGUGGACCUACGAUAAUAGAAAAUCUGGUGAUCGCAAUGUUAAAGUUCGCCUUGAUCGAGGAGUGGCUACGCAGAGUUGGACUAAUCGCUUUUUUGAUGCAUCUGUUACUCAUCUCACAUCGCCUUGCUCGGACCAUUGCCCUCUUUUGCUGCUUGUUGUGCAGGAACAAGGGGGCGGCUCGGGCGAACGACAAGUCUACUAUGAGAUUAUGUGGGAGAGGGAUGCUUCUUUAGGGGAGCGCGUGCAGCAAGCAUGGAACAAUGAGGAGACAAGGGGCGACUUGGGAGCAGUAAGCUUAGCCCUGAAAGGAGUACUCCAGGCGCUGAAGAAUUGGAGCUCGAUCCAUUUCGGGUCUGUGCGCAAGGAGCUGGAAAGCCUCAGGACCCAGCUGGCGAACCAACAGGAAGCAGGGAGGAGAUGUUAUGGUUGCAAAGAUCAAGAGUUUCAUGGUUGAAAGAGGGUGAUCGAAACACAAAGUUUUUUCAUCAGAGGGCAGCAUGGAGGGCUAGGAAAAAUAAGAUACGAAAAUUGAAACAAUCGGAUGGCACUUGGACAUCAGACACAAGCUGUAUGGUAGGUAUGGUCAAUAAUUAUUUUGCUGAUCUAUACACAAAAGACCCUGCUGUGUUCCACAGGAGGUUACACAUUUGAUGGACCAAAGCAUCACGGAGGAUAUGAAUGAUGAAUUAUGAGGCUUUCUCUGAGGAGGAAAUCAGUAAUGCCCUUUUUCAGAUUGGACCACUGAAAGCACCAGGCCCUGAUGGGCUCCCUGCAAGGUUUUUUCAGUGAAGUUGGGGGCUACUUAAGGAGGAUAUUGUGCAUGCUGUUAGAGUAUUUUUUGAAGAUGGGGUAAUGCCGGAUGGAGUGAAUGAUGCAGCAAUCGUUCUAAUUCCAAAAGUCCAACACCCAGAAUCUCUAAAGGAUUAUCGGCCCAUCAGUCUAUGCAAUGUCCUUUAUAAAGUGGUAUCCAAGUGUCUGGUGAACCGGCUUAGACCACUUUUGGACGAUGUGAUCUCAGAGAAUCAGAGCGCUUUUAUCCCAGGAAGGCUCAUCACGGAUAAUGCACUGAUAGCUUUUGAAUGUAUUCAUGCCUUUCAGCAGGAUAACUCAGUAAACAGUAAGUUUUGUGCAGUUAAA
Panicum virgatum (switchgrass) is the source of this 2990-nucleotide messenger RNA. RefSeq lists its product as uncharacterized. Bases 35 to 1318 code for a protein of 427 amino acids. The record is from RefSeq and is a predicted model, not a curated record. NCBI's taxonomy places the organism in Eukaryota, Viridiplantae, Streptophyta, Magnoliopsida, Poales, Poaceae. The transcript has 2 exons. Gene Ontology annotation, molecular function: nucleic acid binding; zinc ion binding.